Molecule: messenger RNA, 2505 nt
Organism: Cottoperca gobio
Lineage: Eukaryota; Metazoa; Chordata; Actinopteri; Perciformes; Bovichtidae
Gene: bmi1a
Product: bmi1 polycomb ring finger oncogene 1a
Exons: 10
Coding region: 479-1564 (361 amino acids)
Biological process (GO): negative regulation of transcription by RNA polymerase II
Cellular component (GO): PRC1 complex
Molecular function (GO): promoter-specific chromatin binding
Source: RefSeq, a predicted model, not a curated record
UUGCAAGAAGCGAGGGAAAAUCCCCUCAUUUGUUGAGGCUUUAUUGAGAGAAUUAAAGAUUCGGCAGCGGUUCUGAAUUAAUUGAUAUAUCCAAAGAACACAGCCUGUGAUGUACAAGUACAGUCGGUGUAAUGGGACUUCACUGUGGUGUGUGCUGGUUGGUGCGGUUCGUUCACACUAUGAAUAAACUUCUUUGACUUGAAGUCUUAUAAAGUGAGCAUGCAGCUCCCACAGGACGGGGAGAGCAGUUGUCCAAACUCAAGACAAUCAAGGCAACAUGUAGACAUUAUCCAUGUGUGGAGUCGGAGUCGCUGUCUGCCUGCUGUGGUCCGCUCCAGGAGAGGUUUGGUGGAGCAUUGAAGCCGGCCGGGACUCGGGCAUUGUGCCGACUGAGGCUCCAUAAAGUAACAGUGUGGGCCAGGCUGGCUGUCACCCAAAGAUGGUCACCUCCUCGUGAUUGUUGUUCCUUUCUCUCAACAUGCAUCGAACCACCAGGAUAAAGAUUACUGAGCUCAACCCUCACCUCAUGUGCGUCCUGUGCGGAGGAUACUUCAUAGACGCAACGACCAUCAUCGAAUGUCUUCACUCAUUUUGCAAGAUGUGCAUUGUGCGCUACCUGGAAACCAGCAAAUACUGUCCCAUCUGUGAUGUACAAGUGCAUAAAACCAAGCCUCUGCUCAACAUUAGGUCGGACAAAACUCUACAGGACAUUGUGUACAAGCUCGUCCCCGGCCUCUUCAAAAAUGAAAUGAAGAGGAGGAGAGACUUUUACUCGGAGCACCCUGUGGAUGCGUCUAAUGGAUCAAACGAGGAUCGUGGAGAAGUGGCAGACGAGGACAAGCGAAUUAUCACAGAUGAUGAGAUCAUCAGCCUCUCCAUUGAGUUCUUCAAUCACAGCAGACUGGGCAGUGCAGUGGAGGACAAGCAGUCUAAAGAUCAGAAUAUGGUGGCAAACAAGAGGUACCUGCAGUGUCCAGCCGCCAUGACAGUCAUGCAUCUGAGGAAGUUUCUGCGCAGCAAAAUGGACAUCCCAAAUGCCUACCAGGUUGAAGUCAUGUAUGAAGACGAACCUCUGAAAGAUUACUACACGUUAAUGGAUAUAGCUUAUAUCUACACCUGGAGACGGAACGGCCCGUUGCCGCUGAAGUACAGAGUCAGACCCAACUGCAAGAAGAUGAAGGUGAGCCACGUGCAGCAGGAAGGCCAGAACAGUGCGAACAGAUCCGGCCCAGAGAGCGAUUCUGCCAGCGACAAAGCAGGGAGUCCCGCCGGGGCUCCGUCCACGUCCUCGUCGCUGCCGAGCCCCGUAACGCCUCCGCAGCUCCAGCAUCCGCAGCUCCCGCAUCCGCAGCCUUCGCAUCCUCAGCUACCGCAUCCUCAGCUCCCUCACCCGCAGCUCCCUCACCCGCACCCGCAGCUCCUGCACGGCCCCAUUAACGUCAACGGGACCCCGGCCGCUGCCCCUCCGACCCCCAGCCGGUCCUUCUCCCAGUUCGGCGGCGGCGGCGGCGGCAGCAAGCCCCGGAAAGUUUCCCUGAACGGCUCGUCGACCUCCUCCGGGUGACGCGGAGCUCCUGAACCGACCAGCCAACGCCAGACUCCCGCUCAGCUAAUACUGUUUUCAUGCCAAUGUAGUUCCAUUGUGUAGACAAUGUUAUCUUUCUCUCUCCAUCUGUUGUUCUGAAUAUUAUGGCAUCAUUAUGUAACUUUAAACGUAGUGGAAUCAGAGACAUUUAAAAAUAAAAGGAACGAGGAAGUUGGGUUGCUGGGAAUCUUUUUAAUAUGGAAGCAGAUUUUGAUGUUGAAGAGAAAAAAAAGAUUGAAAGUUUGAAAGCAGAAGGACAAGCAUUUAUCUCAUGUUAAAGCUACAUCUUUAUUUUACACAAUCGACUGAAGAUGGACUUUUAUAUUUUCUUUUACGUUUUUUUUUUUCCAGAUUAAACGUGUCUAUCAUGAUUAUUUCAUGUGUGUUGGGAUAUUUUGAACCUGUCAGUUUAAACAUGCAUGCAUCAUGAUAACACUUCCUUUUCUUUUAUGAAAGAGGAUUAUGCGUGUUUGCCCCUAAAGUCUCCUUUUGGUUUUUGGAAGUGUUUCAGGCGUCGAUCUUGAAGUUUGGCGCUGUUGGCUUCACGGAACACUUGCCUACAUGGAGGGGAAACAAUUUAAAUUGCCUUUUACUGGAAAAAAAACAACAGUUUCUUGUAGCUGCAGUGGAAUCGGAUUGCUUAUGCACCGCGUCUUUAACACGUUAUAAGCAGUUUUAGAGAAUCCACGUGUAAAUAGAAACAAAAUGCAUAUUUAAUCAGCGAUGAUGUUAUUCUCUUAUUCCCCUUUGUUCUUCGUGAAUGAUUUGGACUCCUGUUCGGCUCCAUUUCAUACUCAAUGACAGAUGUUUUGAUGUCCCCUGUGUUUUCCGUAUUUGUAUCGCUCGAUUGUAUGGACAACUUAUUGUAUUGUUACUGUUGCACAGUAUAAAACAUCUAAAUAAAACAUUUUACACUUAUA